Molecule: messenger RNA, 2406 nt
Organism: Fulvia fulva
Lineage: Eukaryota; Fungi; Ascomycota; Dothideomycetes; Mycosphaerellales; Mycosphaerellaceae
Product: Sporulation protein kinase pit1
Exons: 2
Coding region: 1-2406 (801 amino acids)
Biological process (GO): protein phosphorylation; intracellular signal transduction
Cellular component (GO): nucleus; cytoplasm
Molecular function (GO): protein serine/threonine kinase activity; ATP binding
Source: RefSeq, a predicted model, not a curated record
AUGACUGUCGCGUAUGACAACAUGUCUUACCGUGGGUGGUCGUCACAGUCACACUCUGCUGUGUGUCUCGAGGACAAGUUCGAAAUCCUCAAAGACAUUGGUGAUGGCAGCUUCGGCUCUGUCACUCUUGGCAGGACGAGAGGCGCUGGCGCACAUCUUGUUCGAAGGGGAACAUUGGUGGCCAUCAAGACGAUGAAGAAGACCUUCGAGAACUUUGCACAAUGCAUGGAGCUACGCGAGGUCAUCUUCCUGAAGUCAUUACCUAACCAUCCACAUCUCGUGCCAGCGUACGACAUCUUCCUCGAUCCAUUGAGCAAGAAGCUGCAUAUUGCCAUGGAGUACAUGGAUGGCAACCUCUACCAGCUCAUGAAGGCACGCGACCACAAACCGCUCGAUGGUACAAGUGUGAAGAGCAUACUAUUCCAGAUCUUGGAAGGUCUCGAGCACAUCCACGAUCACCACUUUUUCCAUCGCGACAUCAAGCCGGAAAACAUACUUGUCUCCACUUCAGCACCUGAAGCUGGCAACACGUUCAAGCGAUACUCGCAGCUCGUAACGCCCCCAUCGACUCCUCCGACAUACUCGAUAAAGAUUGCGGACUUUGGUCUUGCACGUGAGACGCACUCUCGCGUUCCAUACACAACAUAUGUGUCGACAAGAUGGUACCGUGCUCCGGAAGUGCUCUUAAGAGCAGGUGAAUACUCAGCACCUGUGGAUAUCUGGGCUAUCGGCGCGAUGGCUGUGGAGAUUGCGACAUUGAAGCCACUAUUCCCUGGCGGUAAUGAAGUCGAUCAAGUCUGGCGAGUGUGCGAGAUCAUGGGAAGCCCGGGCAGCUGGGUCAGCAAACAUGGUCAGAAGGUUGGAGGUGGGGAGUGGAAAGAGGGCAUCAAGCUCGCUCAGAAGCUUGGCUUCUCCUUUCCCAAGAUGGCUCCGCAUUCGAUGGAAACGGUGCUACCAGCACCACAAUGGCCGGCCAGUCUGGCACACUUCAUCACUUGGUGUCUUCUGUGGGACCCAAAGAACCGACCGACUUCGAGGCAAGCUUUGGAACACGAAUACUUCAGAGAUGCGGUCGACCCACUGCGGCCAAAGAGCAGUGCGGCUCACGCCUUGGGACGCAAGCAGUCGACGCUUGUUAACAACGACUCAAGCGAAGGCCUACCGAUGCUGUCGACAAAGACGUCAUCGUGGUUCAGAAAAUCAAUGGGUGCUCGCGAAAACGUUGCACCUGCUGUGCCAGAGCACGUACAGGCCUACCAGAACUCAUCGCCACGACCCUCUCCAGUACAUGCCAACACGACCGACCCGGCUCUUGUCGCAGCUAAGGGCAGACCAGCUGCUACCAAGCGUGCGACCUGGACGAACGGUGCUGCAAACAACGCGGCUCCGAUCCCGAUUUUACCUUCGAUUCGACCUAUCUCCCCACUACCAGACGCCACUGUAGCGCAGGCAAGCACUCGAAGGGCAGAACAAUCAGACGAAAGGCCUGGCAAGAAGAUCGGGAGGCAGUUAUCGGUCAACUCUCAGGGCAACCACUAUGCUGACAUGCACCGGCAAGAGGCUGAGCGAGCUCUCACUGGCGCCACUGGUCUUCAGUCGCCCACUGGCAGCCAAAGGGAAAGCUUCUUCUCGCAUCUGCGGAAACGAGCACGAAGGCUGUCAGGACGUAACUCAGGUCCAAUGUCACCCAGUGCUGAAGACGCUGAAGCCAAUGUCGGAUGUGCUCCAUGGGCCUCGAACAACCGGCAGUCAGUACAGGAGCCACAAAGCAUUGCCUCUGUGGCUGUCGAUCCAUCUUCCGACCCCAACUUUGCCGAGCUCGAUCGUGCUUUGCAGAAUGUGCGCUACAGCCUUGACGCAGCUGCCGGCGCUGCCAAUCCACAGCCCAAACAGCCAACCAAGAUGGCAAGCAAUCCGACUCUGAAGCGCCACCAUUCUGUGCCAUGCAGCAAAGAAGAGGUCACUAGCAACCCAAGCAUGGCGAAUCGUACCCGGAGGUCUCUGCGCCACGCACCAAGCAGCCGAUACGAAACACCUUGCGAAGAAGACGAGCUACUUGACGAGGCAUUGUCUAAUGCGCACCAGGCGGCACAGAAUCUAGAUAACGCGCCAUCGAUGAACACCACGGCGACCUACCAGCCAGCUCGCCCUCUGCUGCCACAGGCAAUAUCUGAGCCUGCAUACGCCGCGCCAUACCUGACGCCAUCUCCAUCAAAGGAUCAGAUGAACAUCAGCUAUGGUGCGAUGGACUACAGUCCGACCAAGCCGGUGGACAUUCCAUCAAUGCGUGCGCAGCCAAAGGGUGUUGUUGACCCACAAUGGCCAACACCACCUUACGACGAGAAUGAUUGGGCGUCAGCGGCGGCGGCGAGCAUCUUUGCCACGCAAAGGGCUUACCAGCAGUAA